Aaosphaeria arxii CBS 175.79 is the source of this 1542-nucleotide messenger RNA. RefSeq lists its product as uncharacterized. The record is from RefSeq and is a predicted model, not a curated record. Bases 213 to 1328 code for a protein of 371 amino acids. Lineage: Eukaryota; Fungi; Ascomycota; Dothideomycetes; Pleosporales. Gene Ontology annotation, molecular function: homoserine dehydrogenase activity; aspartate kinase activity; NADP binding. Gene Ontology annotation, biological process: aspartate family amino acid biosynthetic process; L-homoserine biosynthetic process. The transcript is spliced from 2 exons.
GGCGGGGUGAUUGCGGUUCAAGACGGAAUUUUAGAGAAUCAUCCCACUUCAAUUCCAUCUCUCGACUCCCAUCUUCGACCCUUUUCCGAUUCAAUUGAUUCCGAAAAGCAACUAUUCUAAUUCCUCUUUCACCUCAUCUCAUCCUUAAAGCUCUAGAAGCUCUCCAACGAAGCUCAUCACGACCCAAUUGACAUCUCGCAUACACACAAAUCAUGCCUCUCCCACGACAGGUCUUCAUCGCGGUCAUUGGUGCUGGAGGAGUUGGAAAGUGCUUCCUCUCCCAAUUGCAACAAUUGGCCGCCAAACUCUCCCGCUCCCCAGCGGGCCCAACCUACCUCUCCCUGAUCCUCCUCGCAACCUCCAAGAAGUCCGUUCACUACGACGACUAUAAGUCCCUCAACAAUUGGGAAGCUGAGCUCGCUGCUUCCACAACCGCACCUCUCGCCCUCCCCAAACUGGCAGACUACCUCGUCAAGGCACCGGGCAAGGUCGUGCUCGUGGACAACACAUCCAACCAGGAGGUCGCAGACUCCUACCCGCUCUUCCUGAAGAAGGGAAUCUCCAUCGUCACGCCAAACAAGAAGGCUUUCUCCUCCACCUUCCAACUCUGGACCGACAUUUUCGAUGCUGCGGCCAACACCCACGGCCACGGCGGUUACAUCUUCCACGAGUCCUCCGUCGGCGCCGGUCUCCCCGUCAUCUCCACCCUGAAGGAGCUCACCGAGACAGGCGAUGAGGUUCAGAGGAUCGAGGGUGUCUUCAGCGGCACCAUGAGCUUCCUCUUCAACUCCUUCCAGCCGACAAGCGGCGGCGGCGGAAAGUUCUCCGCUGAGGUCAAGAAGGCGAAGGAGCUAGGCUUCACCGAGCCAGAUCCCAGGGAUGAUCUCAACGGCCUGGAUGUUGCUCGCAAACUAACCAUCCUUGCUCGUCUCGCCGGCCUCAAAGUCGAGUCGCCUACUUCGUUCCCCGUGCAGUCUCUCAUCCCCAAGGAGCUCGAGUCCUGCUCGUCCGGCGACGAGUUCCUGCAGCGCCUCCCAGAGUUCGAUGGCCAGAUGGACGAGCUGAAGGGUGCUGCCGAGAAGGAGGGCAAGGUCGUCAGGUUCGUUGGUAGCGUGGAUGUGCCAAAGGGUGAGGUCAAGGUCGGCCUGGAAAAGUUCGACAAGAGCCACCCAAUUGCAGCGCUCAAGGGUAGCGACAACAUCAUUGCUUUCUACACCAAGCGCUACGGCGACAACCCACUCAUCAUCCAGGGUGCCGGAGCAGGUGGUGAUGUUACAGCUAUGGGAGUCACUGGAGAUCUUGUCAAGGUACUCAAGUUGCUUCAUUAGGGAAAAAGAUUCGUGAAAUUGGCCUAUGGUACUCCCUUUUCCAUUUCCUCUACUCUACCAAAAUGAGAUCCGAAUAUACCUGUCCAUAGUAAACCAAUUAAUCUGUCGUUUUGCCUGAUCCUAUCUUCUAUCUUCUAUCAACUAAAAUUAUCGUGCGAACAUAGAAUGCACACGGGUUCAUACAAGUAGAUCCUCACGUCGUGGGCAGUAAUAU